GUUUAAUUUAACUGUGGUAAAGAUGAAAAUCAUUUGUAGUGCAUUAUUUUUUGUAAUUUUAAUCAAUUAUUCAGUUCAGAUGGCUGAAAUAAAGAUUGCAACUUAUGAGGAGAUUAAAGACCUUCCAAAUCAUCCAGAAAAGCUGUUGAUUGAUGUUCGGGAACCUCAGGAAUUGGAAAGUACAGGCAGAAUUCCUACCUCAAUUAACAUUCCACUUGAUGAAGUAAGAAAAGCAUUUUCUGAUGAAAUAUCUGAGCAGGAGUUUGAGUUAAUGUAUGGCGUUAAAAAACCAAAGAAGGAUGAUUACUUAAUUUUCAGUUGUCGUACUGGCAGAAGAUCACUCAAAGCUAUCAAUGAAAUUAUUCCGUUGGGCUAUUGGAACUUAACAUUCUUAACUUGUGUAAAUAUUUUCCUUAAUUAUUUAGUCGCAAAGGUGUCGGAUGCAUUAAAAUUGGAUGGUAAAAAGUUCAAUGAAAUUUAUGAUCGCGAAAAGCCUGGUUUAGAUGAUGAAAUUAUAUUCAGUUGCUUGCUUGGUGGUAGAGCCCAAAAAGGAGCUACCAUUGCUGUGGGUCAUGGAUUCAGAAACGUGAAAAACUAUAGAGGAAGUUGGACUGAAUAUGCCACCAAAGAGGGACUAAAAGUUGAGUAAUUGAUGCUUUUUAUGCUGAACAUCGGUGCAUUACAUGGUUUUUUUGUUUGUAUUUAACAGUAUUUUAAUGUCAUGAAUGAAUUUUAAUUCAUGCUUUAUAUUUUUUGAACCAUUUUUAAAAAGAUUAAAUUUUCGCAUCCAAAAAAGCAAGCAAGAA
Molecule: messenger RNA, 806 nt
Organism: Chironomus riparius
Lineage: Eukaryota; Metazoa; Arthropoda; Insecta; Diptera; Chironomidae
Source: the annotation of a GenBank genome assembly